This is a messenger RNA of Hemicordylus capensis (graceful crag lizard), 4981 nucleotides long. It is a transcript of the gene STARD3, whose product is annotated as StAR related lipid transfer domain containing 3. Bases 436 to 1767 code for a protein of 443 amino acids. The transcript is spliced from 15 exons. The record is from RefSeq and is a predicted model, not a curated record. NCBI's taxonomy places the organism in Eukaryota, Metazoa, Chordata, Lepidosauria, Squamata, Cordylidae. Gene Ontology annotation, molecular function: lipid binding.
AUAGGCGCGCCUCUUCCUCUUCAUUCAGCCAAUAGGCACUCUUUUCUGGCCUUCCAAGCCCCACCCACUCUGCUGUGGCUGUGCACCGGCUUGUCUAGGAGGCCGGUGAAGAUUGCCUUUUGUGUGCGGUCUCUGACUCCACCCUGUUCGUCGUCUUCUUUCGGGUCUGAGCAUCAGAACAACACAGUAGAGGGUGGAGCGCAUGCCUCUUUGAUGGCGCGUGCUUGGAGUCCCUUCGGGCACGUGACCGGAAGUAGUGCCUUUUUCCGAGCACGGUGACGGGAGGUUUUGCUUCCGUCUUUUGUGGCUGGUGCCUGUUUCUGGGGGAGACUGAGGCCGGGGGAGGCAGAGACUGGCCAGCAGAUGAGCCAUUGAUGAAGUCACGGGUGACACUUCCACAUACGAGUGUCCAAAAUUCCACCCUUCCGUCCAAGGAUGAGCAAGCCAUGGAGCUUGCAGAACAGUGACUUGGAGCAGAGCCUUCCUGCCAUUGCUUCCUCACUUUCCCAUAGCCCGGGUUUCUCCCCAUACCACUAUUUCUCUCCAGAGAGGAGGAGGACCAUUUCAGAUGUGCGGCGGACCUUCUGCCUCUUUGUGACCUUCGACCUCCUUUUCAUCUCACUCCUGUGGAUAAUAGAACUAAAUGUGAAUACCAGCAAAAGUAUCCAAGAAAAUCUGAAAGCAGAAGUUAUUGACUACAGUUUUAAGUCAUCCUUUUUUGACAUAUUUCUCUUGGCUUUCUUCCGAUUCUCACUACUGCUUCUGGGAUAUGCUAUUCUAAGGCUCCGCCACUGGUGGAUUAUAGCGGUCAGCACACUGGUUAGCACUGCCUUCCUGAUAGUGAAAGUUAUCCUCUCAGAUCUCUUGAACAAAGGGGCUUUUGGCUACCUUCUGCCCAUUGUCUCCUUUGUCCUUGCCUGGCUGGAAACAUGGUUCCUGGAUUUUAAAGUCCUACCUCAAGAGGCUGAGGAAGAAAAAUGGUUCUUGGCGGCUCAGGCUGCAGUGGCCCGUGGACCCCAACUUUAUCCUGGGCCUUUUUCAGAUGGCCAGUUCUACUCCCCUCCAGAAUCUGCUGCAGGAUCAGAUGAUUCUGAUGACGAACUUCUAGGAAGGAGGACAUUAACUGAUGAGGAAAGAGAAUAUGUUCGGCAAGGCAAAAUAGCCAUUGAAUCAGUGGAGCAUAUCUUAGCCCAAGAGGAGAACUGGACACUUGAGAGAAGCAGUGAGUUUGGCGACACAGUUCACUCCCUUGAAAUACCAUUCCGUGGCAAGGUUUUCAUCCUAAAGGCUUUACUACAAUGUCCUGCUGAAAUAGUCUAUCAGGAGAUGAUACUUCAGCCAGAGAAGAUGGUGCUGUGGAAUAAAACUUUAUUAGCUUGCCAAAUCUUGCAGCGAAUUGAUGAUAACACGUUGAUAUCCUACGAUGUGGCAGCUGGUGCUGCAGGCGGUGUAGUAUCCCCCAGGGACUUUGUAAAUGUGCGUCGGAUUGAGAGGAGGAGAGACCGAUACAUGUCGGCAGGGAUGGCAACAGUUCACAGCUCACGCCCUCCUACUUCCAGAUAUGUCAGGGCAGAGAAUGGUCCAGGAGGCUUUGUUGCCCUGAAAUGCCCUACGAAUCCAAACCUGUGCACCUUGUUUUGGAUACUCGACACAGACCUCAAGGGUCGGCUUCCCCGGUACCUCAUCAACCAAAGCUUAGGCGCGACCAUGACAGAGUUCGUAUUCCACCUGCGCCAGCGAGUUAUGGAGGUCACAACAGGAUCUUAAGUACUUGGGGCUCCUCACUCUGACGUUGCCUUUUGAAUGUGCUUGGAUUCGAAGCCCAAAGAGCUGGAGCCCCUCUCCUGCAUAGCAGAGUAGGGAGAUUGUAUCUCACAGCUGGCUUUCAGGAUGUGUGUGAAGAGUUCUCUGCAGACUCUUCAGGUUAGGGCUGGAAAAUGGUGGUCAAACGGCAAUAGAGAGAUGAGACAGCAAAUGGUCCAAACCAGAGCAAAUUGGAGAGAAGCCCCAAGAUAGUUUUCUUGGGGGUCUUGCCGAGGAUCAACGCUAAUGUUGCAUAGAACCUGAGCCACUUCUGGACUAAGAUGUGCCAAAUUGCUUCAUGAUCAUGCUUCCAGGAUCUGCUAAGUGCUUACCUGUAUAGCCCUUUGUCUAUCAUGUCCCUCUCUGGACCUAAUCAUUGCAUUUCUAACCACAUGCCCAUAAGCUUAUCCGAAUGCCUUCCAUAGAGGAGUGCCGUGGGACAUUCCAGUGCAUACAGUGGCAUGACUGUGGCGCAGCAGGUUCAGCUGGGCAGUCUUCCAGCCGGCUGUAGGUCAAGAUCCUAGCAUUGCCUUCCUUCCUGAGGGGCCAUGUGCUCCACCAUAGCUGCAUCUGCAUCUGAAGAAUUGACGACCCACAUUUAUGGGUGUAAUUGCCUAUCUGUCUCCUCAACAAGGUUGAUGGCCAAAGGAAAUAAGGUCUGUCAAAUAUCUGGUCUCAGUGGUGCCCCAAGCUGGCAACUCUCUUCUUACUACUGUUCCGGAUACAACAUACCUUCUUCCCAGUGUUCUCCUUCCUCCCGUGAUCAAUUUAGACUUGGAAAUAAGCCAAUCUCUGGGUCUCUGCCCCAUUGUACUAUGGCGGACGGUUCCUCGAUUUGCUUAAGACUUUCAUCGUGUUAGAACCCGACUAGAUGCAACCACAGGAGAUCUGUGACUGGACCUCCUGCAUUUUUUCCAAAGCUCAUGCAGCAGCUGGAGAGCUAGUCACGACCACAGCACUGGGUGUGGGGGUUAGCCUUUUACAUGGCCCCCAUGUUCCCAGAUUACAUUGUGCACCACCACCUAUCUGCUCUUUGCCUUCAGGGGAGCGAUUCAGUUCGGGAAAAUGGAGAAGUGGGAUUUCCCCAGUGCCAUGCUUCUGAUCUGGGUCAAGACACAGACACUGCAUUUAGGCUUUGAAAAAACCCUGAGAGAUCCAAUUGUGAAUCUACCACUGUCUUGUCUAGUUGCAUCCUUAGAGCAAGCUGGCAGUCUUGGUGGUGGAGACCAAGAUUUAUAAUCUAUGUGUACCUGGACAGUUCAAUUGACUCUUAAUACAGAGGUGGAGAACCCAAGGUCUUUUUGUCCAGUACCUGCUGUCGGAGUGAAGUGUUGCUUCUCCCCAUUGCCUAUAAAUAGACACAGGCUAGGCUUGUUUAUAGAUGUGGAUAGAGCCUGUUUGGACUCUUAUUGCCAGGGUAGGUGUUGAGGAAGCCUUAAUGCCCUUCCUUCUCAAACUUGAAUUGCUUUAAUCUGCUCUAAAGGGCAUCUGAUUUUGAGAUCAUUAGUUUAGAAACUGCAUUGCUCACAAAUGCAUUUGCAAACCCCAAAACUAGAGUUCUGAAGUCUUAUCUGUCCUUCCCCCUCCGACUCUGCAUGGGACGUUGCAAUUCUAGGGUGAUAGAAGGAGCAGCUGUGGGCCUUUUUCUUUGCAGCUGCUAGAAUUUGCCUUUAAUGGAAUCAGCAUUUCAGAUCUCAUACAAAGAUCAGCUUUGGGAUUCAGGGUGGGAAAUGAAAGCAGAAGUGAAAUACACAUGCUUUAACAUAAGUGCAAUAUGUCUGAGAUUUCACAAAGAACUAACUGACACAUAAACAGCAGUGUUUGGCUGGGGGCGAGGUCAUGCUGGGAGUGGGUGUGCAUGAUUUAGGGUUGACAGAUUCACACCAGUGUUUGCUGUAAGGGAUUUCCAGGUGUUGACUACAAAUGCCAUCAUCCCCAGUUGCAGUGGACUCUGGCUGGGGAUUAUGUAGUCAACAACAUCUGGGAAUCCCUUUUAAGGCAAACACUAGUUCACACCCUGAUAUAACUCCUAUAUUGUUAGAACUGCAUAGAAUGAAAGACUUCACCAAAUGUGGCUUUGGCUGAAAUUAUCUUUUCUAAUCAAGUUUGAGUGAUUUGGGUGCCUUCACAGACCAUGCACUGAGAUACACUAGCCAGAGUGGGCCCCUAGAAUUUAAUCAGAGUGUCCAGAUCUUUUGACCUCAGUAUAAACAUAGUUGUCCAAAGCAUUGUACCCAGUUGGCUCUUAGGAUUUUCCAGUUGGUGUAAUGAGAGCAUUUUAGAGGAAGCUGUAUGAGGAAUUGCAGCCUCAAGGGAGAUGUGUGUGUUCCACUCCUUGACAUGGGAUAACGCCUACAAAUAAUUCCCAUUCUCAGAUACAUGGGAGAUGGUGCCCCAAGAGUCUUGUGAAUGGUAAGCCCCCAGAAUCUGAUGACUUCAGGAGAGGUCACCCAUACUGCUCACUCAAAGCAUGUCAUGGCUGUGAGGUGAGGCUUGAGAUGAAAGGUGGUAAGGAGAGCAGCUAAACUUCUCUUGAGGGAGUGAUCUGCAUGCAGGAGUUGUUCCAAGCUGAACAACUAGCAUGUCUGCCCAACCUUUUCUUGCAAUCCUUGGGACCACUUGGUGGUUGAGGUCCCUCACUUUAUAUGCUGCUUUCUCCCCACUACCCAUCUCCUUUCAGAAAGCUCCUCCCCAUGCACUUGUAUGCAUUGAGUGGGUGGAGUUUUAGCCCCUCAGUCAUCUGUUGUCUUGGCAGAGUGAGUGGGGCUUGCAAGAACCCUACAGUGGAAAUUAUACGGUGGACUGACCAAACAUCAUAGUCUUCCAGGGAGAGGAAAGACAAGGAGGAGAUAUACCCUCCAGAGAAGUUGCCACAAAUGAUUUACAUUUUUGUUUUGUACAUGUACACAGGCUUGGGAGAUCACAGGAAUUUGAUUUCUGAAAAAGUAACAGGAAUCAGUUGGCCAUUAACCUAAUUAAAGCGCCUUGUGGGGGUUCGUAAGCUUCCCAAGUGGAAAGAGGCUUGCGGACUCUGUGAAUCUAAUGCACAGAACAAUUUUCUCUAAUGUGCACAUAGAGAGUGGACAUCCACCCUCAUUUUAAAAGCCACUUGAAUAACACGUUUGCCUUUUGCCUUGAAUCUUUGACUUAAUCUAAUAAAAUCUAACAAGAAAAGAAA